CUUUCUUACAUGUACCGGUAUACCCUUUUAUUCUAGACACACAUCCACUCGGACCAACUUGCAGCUUAUUUGAACCAGAUACAUGUACUUAACUCUCUAAUAGGCUAUUAAUGAAGCUGCUUCACUAUAAAAACGUAUUAUAUGCAGAGGGUUAGAUUAAAAUAGCGUAGUCCAUCUAUACGUUGGUCAUGAUGUCCAAACAUCUUAUCCAAGGUGUGCUUUCUCGGCGCUUUACACAGAAAGCGAUUUCCUUGAAAAGGACCCCUCACGAUUACCCAAGAGUGACAGGAUCGGAGCACUGGAAAAGAAAAAUUCGCACCUUCUUCAGAGCCAACGAUGUAGACAGUGACCGAUAUUUGACCAAACACGAUUUUGAAAUGACUGCUCAUCGCAUUGCAGAUUAUAUGAAAUUUAAUGACAAAAUGACAAAAGAGAUAAUCAAGAUCCGUCUGAACGCCUGGAAGGCGAUCGUACAAGAAGAGAACGACGCUGAAAACUCCAAGUUGUCUGAAGACGUCUAUCUUUCUAACUUGCUCGCCGUCGUCAAUACCGACUUCCGCGAAGCGAUUGUUGGGUUUCUUAGUGUUGAUUUUGAUUCCUUGGAUCUUGACGGUGACGGUUUCAUCUCCCCGAAGGAACACGAAGCAUUUUUCUCCGGCUUUGGAAUUCCGAUAAAACAUUCUGCGGAAACCUUUAAGAUGUUUGAUACCGACGGCGAUGGCUUGAUAACCAGGGAGGAGUUCAUUCAAGGAGUGGUGGAGUUCACUUUUAGCGAAGAUGAAAACAGCCCUUACAAUUGCUUAUUUGGGCCACUCAUUGACUAAACAAUUCUCAAUGAACUUUUCCAUGAUACAAACUUAUCUCAAUGUAUAUACAUUUGCUUACAUCUUAAUGUUUUUACGGACGGCUUUCUUUUCUUCCAUCACGUUCAUUUGAGAUUAAUGAUUAAAAUGGCCAUAAUCUUAUAGCAGACGUUUCUGUCAAAAUUGGUCUACACGUACCACAUUAUAUGCAGAGGUAGAAUUCUAAGUAGAAGCAAUGGUAUAGCA
Messenger RNA from Lingula anatina, 1049 nucleotides. Its product is annotated as sarcoplasmic calcium-binding protein. Lineage: Eukaryota; Metazoa; Brachiopoda; Lingulata; Lingulida; Lingulidae. The record is from RefSeq and is a predicted model, not a curated record.